Molecule: messenger RNA, 1019 nt
Organism: Misgurnus anguillicaudatus (oriental weatherfish)
Lineage: Eukaryota; Metazoa; Chordata; Actinopteri; Cypriniformes; Cobitidae
Source: RefSeq, a predicted model, not a curated record
GUGCGGGUCGCAGGCACAGCAAGGUUGAUGAUGUCGAGUGGACAGAUGGAUGACAUUUUAGACUCUUGCCAUCAGACCAGAUGGAGACCGAAGAAAAAACAGUCUAAGGAUGAACGCACAGAAAAACCGGAUAAACCACCUGGAGCAGCACCAACCUUUUCAAUAGCUUUGGCUAAAGCCAAGGCAGAGACUGACACCUUAAGGGUGAAAUGUCAACAUCUGCAGGAGAAAAUAGAAGAUUUGACAAAAGAACGAGAUUUCCUUAGACAACAGCUGUCAGAAGCCAUCAAAAUGGACAACAUGCCUGACAAAAAUAAAGAUAACCCUGCAGACAUAGCAAAAAAAAUUAAAAUCUCUCAAGAGUAUUCAGAAAGUGACCCAUCUGAUUCUGAAUCUUCUGACACUUCUGACUCAGAGUCAUGUAGCUCAGACUCUUCAAGGGAGAAGAAGAAAAGAAAGAAGAAGGCAAAGAAAGUAAAGAAAAGAGUAAAAAAAAACAUAAGAAAAACAAGCAGAUGAGUAAAUUCUACCAAAGGGUUACUGAACCAUGGCAGGUGGUAAAGCGGUACGAAUCAGUCCUGGGGAUUUUCAAAAGAGGAAGCAACAUGGCAGAUGCAUUCAGAAAGUAUGGUGUGGACCGGAACACAAUUGUGCAGAGUGCAGCUAUUGCAGGGGCGGAGUGGGACCAAAAAAUCUACCGGGAAAUUUCGUAUACCACCGGCCCUCCGUGGUAAAAAAAAUGUCUCGUAGCCUAUUUGUAGUAAAACUAGAGUAAUACAAAUUGUAAUCAAUUUGCCCAAAAAAAAACAUUUUCAUAAUAAUAAUAAAAUCAUUAAAUCAUGGCUAAUUUUCCUAAAUGAGUAUACAAAAUGAUACCUGGUUGAAAGACGGAGAUGCGCACCUCAAUCAGCUAUUACAUAACAGAGCGAGACCAGAGAUGAAUGUGCUCAUAAACGGGAGUAAUAUGGAAUAAUUUGUGCAUCUUUAAAUAGCUGUAAGAAUAUUUCCUUUAAAUAUAA